Molecule: messenger RNA, 1300 nt
Organism: Suillus clintonianus
Lineage: Eukaryota; Fungi; Basidiomycota; Agaricomycetes; Boletales; Suillaceae
Product: DNA glycosylase
Exons: 5
Coding region: 44-1180 (378 amino acids)
Biological process (GO): base-excision repair; base-excision repair, AP site formation; nucleotide-excision repair
Cellular component (GO): nucleus
Molecular function (GO): DNA binding; DNA-(apurinic or apyrimidinic site) endonuclease activity; oxidized pyrimidine nucleobase lesion DNA N-glycosylase activity
Source: RefSeq, a predicted model, not a curated record
UCUUCUAUCGAGGUCUUCAAGUUCGGGAGACUGUAUUACUGCAAUGUCUUUGCCGCAACGACAUGUAUCGAGGCCUAUUACUAGACUAUCGGCGCGUGCAAGCCCAUAUCACAGUGCAGUUACUUUGUAUGCAACUGGAAAUGCCGCGGAUCAGGCGUCAACUUCAAUGUCUUCCAGUCUAAAGCCAUCGAAGCGUAUCAAGCUUGAGGUCGAAUCCAAGACCUUAGACAUAUCAGACCAUGUGACGCCCUCCACGAAUCUACGGAAGACGCCGCGAAGUUUAAAGCUAGAAGAGACGGUAUCUGAAGAAGAUUCGAGUCCGAAAGUAAAGGCCAAGUCCCCCAAGAAACCUAAACCAAUCCCACAGUUUCUGGAUACUCCACAUCCUGCUCCACUACGCUGGAAGGAGGCGUAUGACUCGAUCAAAGCAAUGCGUGAACAUAUUGUUGCUCCUGUGGACACAAUGGGGUGCGACCGAGCCAACCACAACGAGGAAGAUCCAAAGAACCGACGGUUUUCUGUACUAGUGUCUCUGAUGUUAUCUUCCCAAACGAAAGAUGAAGUCACAGAUGCAGCUGUUGCGAAGCUGCGAGCUGCCGUAGGAGGCACGCUAUCUAUCGUGGCCAUCAUAUCCGCGGAUGAUUCUACAAUUUCAGAUGCCAUAGCGAAAGUUGGCUUCUGGCGACGGAAAACUGGGUAUAUCAAGAAGGCAGCUAUACGGUUACGGGAUGAUUUCGAUUCAGAUGUACCCAAGACGGUGGAUGAGUUAUGCUCAUUACCGGGAGUCGGACCUAAAAUGGCGUUCCUUACGCUUCAUGUCGCUUGGAAUCUCAAUCACGGUAUUGGCGUGGAUGUGCAUGUUCACCGUAUUACUAACAGGUUGGGGUGGCAUCAACGGCCAACCAAGAAACCUGAAGAAACGAGACUAAAUCUUCAGUCCUGGUUACCCAUCGAAUUGCAUCGCGAAAUCAAUCACAUGCUCGUCGGAUUUGGUCAGACCAUUUGCGUCCCUGUGGGGCCGAAGUGCGACUCAUGCACAUUAAGCACUAAGGGGCUAUGCCCAAGUGCUAGUACAAAAACCCCGAGGAGCCCGAAGAAGCGGAAGAGACAAAUUUCUGCAGACCUUGAGCACGAGUCUGGACCAAAGAUCGAUAUUGCAAUCGAGUCUUCUGACCUAUGAAGAGUUGAUUUUCUUCGACCCCCUAUCUGCCAAUGCAUGCACAUAUUUGUAAUGUCCAUAUAUAAUGACUACUGCCAAGCUCACAUAGCUGACUUUCAAGAUAGAAAUGCUCGUCUCUAG